This is a messenger RNA of Populus euphratica (Euphrates poplar), 2099 nucleotides long. RefSeq names its product dicarboxylate transporter 1, chloroplastic-like. Gene Ontology annotation, cellular component: membrane. Gene Ontology annotation, biological process: transmembrane transport. Bases 26 to 1723 code for a protein of 565 amino acids. The record is from RefSeq and is a predicted model, not a curated record. The transcript is spliced from 3 exons. Gene Ontology annotation, molecular function: transmembrane transporter activity. Lineage: Eukaryota; Viridiplantae; Streptophyta; Magnoliopsida; Malpighiales; Salicaceae.
CUCCUCUCGAACGCCAUACCCCAAAAUGGCGUCGUUUGCUCUGACAUCAUCUUCUCUUUCCUUCAACAAGUCCCUCCCUUGUCUCAAACCCCGCUCUCUCUCACACCUGAGAUCCACCGCACCACAUCCCCUCCCUUUCCGUCCAAAUCUCCCAAAACUCUCUGCUGUCUCUCCCUUACUCCCAAGAUUCUCCAAAUCUAAAAUCACCACAACCACCAGGAAAAUCUCUAACUUCACAGUAAAAGCAUCAGCCUCUGCAGCAUCACCAUCACCCGCACCAACAUCAAGUACACCUGCCUCACCGCCAUGGCAAGGAGCAGCAAUGAAACCUUUACUAGCAUCCAUCGCGACAGGUGUCAUUCUCUGGUUCGUUCCUGUUCCCGCGGGAGUUACGAAACCAGCAUGGCAACUGCUCGCAAUUUUUCUUGCUACAAUAGUCGGAAUCAUCACGCAACCUUUACCGCUCGGCGCUGUAGCUUUGAUGGGUUUAGGCGCUUCAGUUCUAACAAAAACCCUCACUUUCUCCGCAGCGUUUUCCGCAUUCGGUGAUCCAAUCCCUUGGUUAAUUGCACUCGCUUUCUUCUUCGCGCGUGGAUUUAUCAAAACCGGACUUGGUAACCGAAUUGCGUAUCAAUUUGUGUCUCUGUUUGGAUCUUCUUCGUUAGGGUUAGGUUACAGUCUUGUUUUUAGUGAAGCUUUACUAGCGCCGGCGAUUCCUUCUGUUUCUGCACGAGCAGGAGGAAUAUUUUUGCCGUUAGUGAAGUCACUCUGUGUUGCUUGUGGUAGUAAUGCGGGUGAUGGGACGGAGCAUAAGCUUGGUUCGUGGUUAAUGUUAACUUGUUUCCAAACAUCAGUGAUUUCGUCUUCCAUGUUUUUGACAGCUAUGGCUGCGAAUCCUCUGAGUGCUACUUUGACAUUAAAUACGAUUAAACAAACAAUUGGGUGGACGGAUUGGGCCAAGGCUGCGAUUGUGCCUGGAUUGGUUUCGUUGAUUGUUGUUCCGUUGAUUUUGUAUUUGAUUUAUCCGCCAACUGUCAAGACUAGUCCUGAUGCACCUAAAUUGGCUAGGGAGAAGUUGGAGAAGAUGGGACCCAUGUCUACUAAUGAAAUUGUUAUGGCUGGCACUCUGUUUCUCACGGUGGGCCUCUGGAUUUUUGGUGGGAUGCUGAAUGUGGAUGCUGUUACUGCCGCUAUUCUUGGAUUGUCCAUCCUUCUUGUCACUGGUGUAGUGACAUGGAAGGAGUGCUUAGCUGAAGCAGUUGCCUGGGAUACCUUGACAUGGUUUGCUGCCCUCAUUGCCAUGGCUGGGUAUCUUAACAAAUAUGGUCUCAUCUCCUGGUUCAGCCAAACUGUAGUUAAGUUUGUUGGUGGACUCGGUUUAUCGUGGCAGCUAUCUUUUGGGAUUUUGGUUCUUCUCUACUUCUACUCCCACUACUUCUUUGCAAGUGGAGCAGCUCACAUCGGUGCGAUGUUUACAGCAUUCCUGUCUGUUGCCAGUGCUCUAGGCACUCCUCCAUAUUUUGGAGCCAUGGUGCUCGCCUUCUUUUCCAACCUCAUGGGCGGCCUUACACACUAUGGAAUCGGAUCUGCACCUGUUUUCUAUGGUGCCAACUAUGUACCUCUGGCCAAAUGGUGGGGCUAUGGGUUCAUCAUAUCUGUUGUCAACAUAAUUAUCUGGGUUGGGGUUGGAGGGGUUUGGUGGAAGUUCAUUGGCUUGUGGUGAGGGGUGAUCAUGGAAAUCCGAUGACCCAAGAUUUAGCAAUAUCCCCGAUUCUUAUUCACCAUCAGAUGAUAUUUUCACAUCUUGAUUUAUUGUCUGAUGAGAGAGGUUGUUGAUUUUUGUUUCUAAUUCUUUUCCUGGGAAAUAAUCUUUCGGUGGCCUUGGUAGAGACCUCGGUCAGAAAGGUGGUAUACGCAUGGUCUUAUUAGAUCAGAAAUUAGAACUUGUACCAGGAAUUUUUUCACGGCGUAGCAACUGCCUGCAAAUAAUUACAUAGAAAAAUCUGACGCGUGAAGGUCUUUUUUCUGUCGCUAUAGUUUCUUGGUGGCAUGAGGACAUAUCCUUUUUCUUGGAAAUUUACCCUCUUUUAUAUUUCGUC